CAAUUCAUAACGUUAACCAUAUAACACCUCUAGUAAUCCACAUGUUUCUAAUCAAUAUAUCAAUAUCGAUCAACAAUGAACAUCAACACUCCCUCCGCUAAAUCAAAAUGGUCCACCGGUCUCUGUGAUUGUGGCAGCAAUCCGGCGACAUGUUUCAUAACAUGCUGUCUCCCAUGCAUCACCUUUGGUCAGAUCGCAGAGGUGGUUGACGAGGGUCAAAGCUCAUGUGUGGCUCAAGGUUUCAUUUAUGGCGUCUUGAUGAUUGUUCAGUGCCAUUGGCUGUAUGCGUGCAUGUUUAGAGAAAAACUGCGAUCCAAAUAUGGUUUACCUUCUGAUCCUUGUAAUGAUUGUUGUGUUCACUGCUGUUGUGAUGCUUGUGCUCUUUGUCAAGAACAUACUGAGCUCAAGAACAGAGGGCUUGAUCCAUCCAAAGGUUGGGUAGGACCACCAAACGUUGCACCAAGGAUGCCACCUGCGAUGGAAAGAUGAGUUUUGGCUCAUUGUGAUUCUGGGGAGGAGUUACAUUUACCGUUCUGUUAUUAACUAUGAUUUUACCUACGCAUUAUGUCGACAAUAAUGACUAAAAAAAAAGGGUUAUUGUCACUGUAGCCCAACAAUGUUUCAUAUAUUGGUUUAAAUGGUUACCCGUGAUUUUUUUUUUUUU
Lactuca sativa (garden lettuce) is the source of this 664-nucleotide messenger RNA. Its product is annotated as cell number regulator 7. Lineage: Eukaryota; Viridiplantae; Streptophyta; Magnoliopsida; Asterales; Asteraceae. The record is from RefSeq and is a predicted model, not a curated record.